Messenger RNA from Spinacia oleracea (spinach), 1037 nucleotides. RefSeq lists its product as uncharacterized. The transcript has 3 exons. NCBI's taxonomy places the organism in Eukaryota, Viridiplantae, Streptophyta, Magnoliopsida, Caryophyllales, Amaranthaceae. The coding region runs from base 188 to 700 and encodes 170 amino acids. The record is from RefSeq and is a predicted model, not a curated record.
UCAAUCAAGAAAACCCCCCAAAUAUCUUGUUAGCUUUUUUGCAAAGAAACGCUGAAUAUAAUAUCAUCCAAAACCGCUCUAGUAAUAAGUCGGUGUUGUCGUGCGCAGGUACAAAACCCGUACGCUAUCAGCUCAUAUAUUCUUCCCCAAUUCAACAAAAUCUCGUUUUCUCUCUCCUCUCCCAUCAAUGGCACGUCGGUUUUCCCAAUACCUAACCACCACCCUCUCCUCCUCCUCCGUCGCAUCAACCACCCUUCUAAAACUCCUCCCAAGUUCUCUAUGCUCCCCAUUUUUGUCCCACCCUAGAAAUCACCUCUCCACAAAAGCCCGCCUAAUCGAAAUCGACCUUGAAUCCUCCGAUGGCGGUGAAAUCGAGGUGAUAGGGUUGAAGAAGCUUGAAGAUGCUAUCCACGGUAUCUUCGUACGAAGGCUCGCACCCGAUUGGCUCCCUCUCCGGCCAGGUUCCUCUUACUGGGUCCCACCUAAACGAUCCUCCGACAACAUUAUUGAGAUUGUGGAGAGGCUCACUAAUCCUUUGACUGAGGAGGAGUGUCUUUCUCUCUCCUCUACUCGUGGUUGGCCCUCCUCCUCUUUCUUCUUUGAAGGGUCAAUCAGACAUAGCACUCCUGUGCAAGUAGAGGUGCAGGUACAUGACUCGAGCAACUUAGGGAAGCCAUCAGUAUCUGAGGAUGAGGAGUAAUGAUCUGUAUUUAUGGCCAGUUUACUCUCUAGCAGACGUCUGAUGAUAUACUGUUCGAAUCUACAGGCUUCUGCUCGUGCAAGGGUUGAUCACGAAGUCAUGAAACAUUUAUUCUGGAAGGCAAACAACACAAGUAUACUGGCAUUUGUACAUAAUUGUAACCUGUAGUUUCCGCAGCAAAAAAGUUUACUGUCACCUUUUUCUGAUGUCCAUAUGGUAAAGCUAGGUUAGUUGUGGAAACUCAUCCUGUAUUUGUUUCUUGCACAUCGACUCAGGAGAAAAAUAAAUACAAGUGUGAUCUAAUUUAUGCGGGAGCAUUUCUACAUUCUGACUCAAA